AUGUCUUCUCGCUCGGGCACGCUUUCGGACGAGCGCGGGGACGACCUCGAGAGCCUCGACGGCAGCAGCAUUGGCGACCACCACCACCACCACCACGCUGCCUCGUCUCCGCGCCAUGUGAACCCACCUCACCACCACCACCACCACCACGACGACGACGCUGCCUCCGCCGCCACCGCCACUGCCGCCGCCAGUACCGCCAUCAGUGGAUCGGGCACGUCGAGCGCCAUUGCGUCGCUCACGUCGCAGUCGACCCUGGACACGCUGUCCACGAGACUGGACCUGUCGCCGUCUGACCGCGACGCUCACAAGGGCCUCUUGCGCGACACCUUCUUCGACCACUUUAGAGACGAUUCGGUCCCCUCGGUCACCUCGCCCUCCGAUCUCGAGACGCCUGAAGAGAUGCAAAAGAACGACCCACUGGGCACGCAGAUAUGGAAGCUGUACCACAAAACCAAGGGCCAGCUCCCGAACUCGGAACGUCUCGAGAACCUCUCGUGGCGCAUGAUGUCGAUGAAUCUGCGGCGCAAACAACUCGAGAGGCAAGGCCUCAUGCCUCGACCGCUCCCUGUCUCGCAGAAUGCUCCCAGCGGCAUUGCUCAACUGCGCAAGUCGUCCGAGCAAAAUGCCCAACACGCGCAUCAAGUGCUGGGCGACGAUCACAUGAAUCUGGAUGAUUUUUUGGAGCCAACGUCCAUUGGCAGUCCGGCCGGCGUCUCGCCAUCGCCUACGCCAUCUGGCAGCAUGCCCGACGGAGAUCCCUCGUCUACCGUCGCCGUCUCUGCGAUUCCUAUCAAGCAGCAGCAGCGACUACAGGCCGACGAACUGUCUGCUGCGCGUGCAUCAGCUCCUUCUGUUCCUCCACUCGAGCAGAACCGAACGAGCAAGGAGUUUGCGUAUGUGCAGAGGCACGUGCGGAAAACGAGCAUCGACGAGCGACGGGUAUGCGCGCCCCCUCCCAAGCGGCGCGCUGAAGCCUCGCCCCAAGUCCCCCCAGUGCAGAACAGCGCCAUUGCAGCACAGAACCCCGCCGAGGAAGCGGCUCUGCACGACUAUUGUCUGGACACCCCUGUCACUACGCAGUCCAGCACGCAGCAUCCACUGCUCCCGUUCAAUCUGGACACCUUUAAUUUGGACAGCGACCCAAUUCUCAACUCUGCUGGACCUUUGCAGCAGAAUUUCUCCUUCUCCCCUGUGGGCUCCCCUUUGAUGAGCACAGGUGGGUUCACGCACAUGUAUGGCACCAAUAUGCCCCCUCCGCACAGUGUCUCUAGUUUCCAGUCUCCAUCGGCCUCCGCAUAUCCAUCAACCGUCUCCACGCCGCAGCCUAUACCGGAAGGCGAACAAAUGUUCUUCGCCAACCAGCUUCACUCUAGUUCGGUGUCGAACUUCCAACAAAACCAGGCUCAGAACCAGCACCAUCAACAGAUUCCCACGAGGCAGAUGCAACAUCAGUCACAGCAGCAGUUUGUGUUUAAUCCUCACAGUGACUCCAUGUUCAGUGCAAUCUCAGCCAGUGCGCCAUCCCACGGCUUUCACGCACCAUCGUUCCACGUACCCGGUCAUCUGGAUCCCUCGCGUAUCAUGCCUCAAGAUUAUCCAAAUUCGAACCUCAACAUGUCACGUCAUGAGCAGCAGCACAUGUUCACAUUCGGAGGCGACUCGGAAAAUGAAGAUGAAGACGUUUCGUACCCGGACACCAACAUGUUGAUGACUCAGGAACUAUCACCUGAAGAUUCAGCGCUUGACAUGCAUGGCAACUACCAGUGGGAUCAAUCGAUGUCUUCGCAAUUCAAUCAAUCCGAAGGGCGAUUCACGAAUAUAGGCAGGAAGGGAGUGCAAAUAGGUGGCACUGAGCUAAUACCGUCCCCUCAGAGCUGGGACCAGGGUAGCUUGAGCAGAGGACAUGGAUCUGCAGCUUCUGUAAGCGAUAUCAGAAAUCGAGGUGGCGAUCCCCGGACUCGAAAGAUCCCCCGUACGACUUCCACCCCGAACACCGUCGGCAUGGCCACUGGGAUGUUCUCCAUCCGAACGCAAACGUCUCCGGAAUCGCCACCAGAGUCGGGCUUCACCUCUGCAGCUCCCUCACGGCCGGGCAGUCCUCGGCCCGGAGGUGAUAACAAUGGAGUCCCCACGACAUGUACCAAUUGCUUCACGCAAACGACACCUCUGUGGCGGCGAAACCCGGAAGGUCAUCCCUUGUGCAAUGCUUGCGGUCUUUUUCUGAAGCUCCAUGGCGUUGUGCGGCCGCUGAGCUUGAAAACAGACGUCAUUAAGAAGCGCAACCGUGGAAGCGGCAACUCGGUGCCUGUCGGCUCUGGGCGAUCCAAGAAAGCAAUCAGUCGUAAGAACUCGAUUGUUCAGGCUGGCACACCUGGACCAGGCAAGAUUGUUGCCAACGAAUCCGACUCCCCAAAGUCUGGCGGUGGGUCCUCGGCGAACACGCCCACCAGCUCAGGCCCAGCCGACAAGCCUGUAAAAAUGGUGGUCCCGAUUGCCCCUGGCCCACCAAAGCCUGCCACACAGCCGCCCAUGACCGCACCGACACGUCUUGUAGCGCCGCGGCGCGUUCGGAAAGCAAGCAGAGCGAGCAACUCGCUCCCACAGAACGACGCCGAGAUGCACGACGCAGAGGAUAUGAGCGGCAUGGGUCAGAGCGGACAACGCGAAGCGACCAAGGCUGCUUCACUCACGCCGGCUUCCAUGCCUGCGAAAGCGACCGCUCCACUAAUUCAUGCUUCGAUGUUUCCUCAGGGCGGUGGCCAAGCCGCAUCGCAAAUAUCUCCGGAACAAAAUAAUGGACCAUCGACCGGAAUUCCGGCCUCCAUGCUCACUGGCCCACAAGAGUGGGAGUGGUUGACCAUGAGCCUGUGA
Molecule: messenger RNA, 2874 nt
Organism: Sphaerulina musiva SO2202
Lineage: Eukaryota; Fungi; Ascomycota; Dothideomycetes; Mycosphaerellales; Mycosphaerellaceae
Exons: 3
Coding region: 1-2874 (957 amino acids)
Biological process (GO): negative regulation of transcription by RNA polymerase II; positive regulation of transcription by RNA polymerase II
Molecular function (GO): zinc ion binding; DNA-binding transcription factor activity, RNA polymerase II-specific; RNA polymerase II cis-regulatory region sequence-specific DNA binding
Source: RefSeq, a predicted model, not a curated record